Ostrea edulis (European flat oyster) is the source of this 3028-nucleotide messenger RNA. Its product is annotated as kyphoscoliosis peptidase-like. Lineage: Eukaryota; Metazoa; Mollusca; Bivalvia; Ostreida; Ostreidae. The record is from RefSeq and is a predicted model, not a curated record. The transcript is spliced from 6 exons. Bases 114 to 2708 code for a protein of 864 amino acids.
GUUAAUCAUUUGCUUCGAAGAAGAAGUUUAAAAUUACUGGAAAAAGGAAGUGAUCUAAAUGUGUAUAUAUAAUCUGAGUUCUAAAGAAAUUGUUUUAGUAGUCAAAUGUAGAUAUGGGUUGUUGCAGUAGUGUAUCGAAUAACAAAGUUAGAAAUAAUGACCAUCCAAUUGAAAAUGAUAGAACUGGUGGACAGCGGGUUGUCAACAGUGCGAAAAAUAGAAAAGGGUCCAAAGACCAAACAGAAAAGCAAUCCCAACUAGGUGAAAAGGAAAGCAUAGGAAAGCAAUAUGAUAUUUUGCCAGGUGAAAAUACGGAAGUAGUAAAGAAAGGAAAACAGUCAGAACAACAAGAAACAGAUCCAAAGCAAACUGGACGUUUCGAAGACAAUAACACAAAAAGAGAUGUCCAUAUCGCUGAGGAUAAAGUGAGCAAAUCGUGGCAAGAAGAAGAGGAUGAUGUGGAUUCUGGAGACAGUUCUGAGAAAGAGCAAGAUGAGAUUAGGGCAUUAGACCCAAAGACCAACGACGAGGAAGAGGAUAAUAUAAGGAACAUUACAAACAACCAAGUUAGGGUCAUAGUAGGAAGGGAAGAAAAACAUCUGGAGCAUGCAGAAGAAACAGAUCAAAAGCAAAUUGGACAUUUCGAAGACAAUAACAGAAAAAUAGUAGAAGAGGUCCAAAUCUCCGAGGAUAAAGUGGACAGAGGAAGACAAGAAGAAGACGAUGAUGAUCAAGACAGUUUUGAAAGCGAUGAAGAUGGAAUUUGGUCAUCAGAGCCGAAGACCAACGAAGUAGAAGCAGAGGAAAUAAGAGACAGUCAAUUUGGGAUUGUAGAAUCGGAGCAAGAAGAAACAGAUCAAAAGCAAACUGGACAUUUCCAAGACAAUAACAGAAAAAUAGGAGACGAGGAGGUCCAAAUCUCCGAGGAUAAGGCGGACAGAGGAAGACAAGAAAAAGAGAACGAUGUGAAUUAUGAAGACAGUUCUGAAAAAGAGGACGAUGUGGAUUAUGAAGACAGUUCUGAAAAAGAGGACGAUGUGGCUUAUGAAGACAGUUCUGAAAAAGACAAAGAAAAAAGAGAAGAUUACAUCAGUCCAAAUGUCCGAGAAGAAAAAGAGGACGAUUUUACUCAAAUAGAUCAGCAUGCUUUAAAUGCUCCACAAGAAGUUCGAAAAUCAGUCCCCACAGUAGUAGAAUAUCUUCUGAAAUCGGCCACGUCUGACAGAGGGAAAGCUCGGGCUUUCUUUGUGUGGAUUGCGGACAACAUACAGUACGACACAGAGUCUUACUUCAGUGGGGAUUACAAAAAUGUCAAUGCUGAUUCUGUUUUGAAAUCAGGAUCUUCAGUUUGCAGUGGAUACGCUAAUUUGUUUCAAGAGAUGUGCAAAUUGGCUGGGCUUUCAGUGGAGGUAAUUUCGGGAUUUUCGAAGGGAUAUAGUUAUUCACCUGAAAAACCUUUGACGCCUACAACACAAACCGACCAUGCAUGGAACGCAGUUCUCAUUGAGAACUCCUGGAGGUUUGUGGAGUGCACCUGGGGGGCGGGAUAUCUAGACCGGAGCGGAAAAUUUCAGAAACGUUUUAGUGAUUUCUAUUUUCUAACAGAUCCUAAGCAUUUUAUUUCUGCCCAUUUCCCGUGGAAAUCUGGUGACCUGGAGUACUGCAACAAAUGGCAGCUUCUUGAUCAUCCCAUUACUUUAAAACAAUUCAACAAAAUGCUAAAAUUAGAGGACAAUGCAAUGAUGUGGGAUAUUUCUCCCUUGUCACAUACUGAGGGUGUCAUAGAGGCCCAUGAAGAGGUGGAUAUUAUUAUUAAAGAUAAACUGGAGCGUCUCUGUGGUACAUCUGUGAAGUUUUACAAUUGUAAAACUGGAAAAUCGUUUGAUGAAUACACAUUCCUGCGGAGAGAAAAUCCGAAAACAAUAGCCGUUUCUCUUCGACCUCCUUCAAAUGGCACGUACCAGUUGAACGUUUAUGGUAAAAUCGACCAAUUAGAAAAAUCACAUGGCCAAUUGAUGAGUUACGUAAUCAAAUUUUCAAAUGUUACUACCGAUAGCAAUCCAUACCCGUUCAAUCAUGGACAGAUGUGGGGAAUGAGUUUGGAGGCAUUUGAAAAUGGAUUCCAAGCAGCGGAUAGGUACAAUAUACCAACAAAACUGCGAAGUGAAAAUGGUUACAUUGACUUAAAGUUGAACACAACCAGAAACCUCCCAACUAUCGCUAAAAUUGAGCCUGCUACAAAACAACUGCCUGGAGAUAAAAGGAGAUAUUGUCUGGUUUCCAGCACUGAUAGCGAAUUGAAUAUUCUAGCUUGCUUUCCCGUCAGAGAUUUGUACAAGUUAGAAGUGAUGUGUCAAAGAGUUGAAGGAGAUGAAAAGUAUCAUCAAAUGGCUCUAUUUUUAAUUGAUUGUACAAAACCAGCAGACCCAGGCCUACCCUAUCCUGCAACUUAUUCUUCUACCCAGGAAUACCGCUGUAAACUGAUUGAACCUUUAGAAGGACAACUUCCGGCAAAUUCAAGCGUAACUUGCCGCUUUCAGUCGCCGCUAGUCUAUAAGGCAAUGGUGGCUAAAACGAAAAUGAAACAAGACGGAGACGAGUGGUGGGCAACAGUAACAACUCCAGGCGUGGGUGAAAAAUUUAAAAUUUCUGGAAAUGUAUCAGAUGAAAACAUAUAUUACAGCCUUUUUGAAUAUGACAUUGUAUAGGUACUCAUACUGCAAAGUAAUUUUCUUUAUAAUGAGUUGUUAAAUCGUUACCAGCCAUGCGAUCUUUGGUCCAAAUGAUGUAUUUAUCAAAAAAAGAGAUAUAUGCUUAAAAAUGACAAUGAUGUUUGCCUUAUUGACCAUUGAAUACUGUAUGGACGUGUCUUGCCUAGUUGCAGAAAUAUGAUAUUAUGAAUAUGACACAUUGUGGUGUAAAUAAUGUUCAUUUACGAGAAUUCAAAGCCAUUAAUGUACAUAAUAUGAAGUCUCUGCUAAACAUCUUUUGUGAUUUUCGGUAAUCAGAAUAAAUAUGUUUUUGUCAA